Messenger RNA from Pochonia chlamydosporia 170, 258 nucleotides. RefSeq lists its product as hypothetical. NCBI's taxonomy places the organism in Eukaryota, Fungi, Ascomycota, Sordariomycetes, Hypocreales, Clavicipitaceae. Bases 1 to 258 code for a protein of 85 amino acids. The transcript has 2 exons. The record is from RefSeq and is a predicted model, not a curated record.
AUGAGAUUUAUGACGAUCCUCGGUGUCUCCGAUAGCUGCCUAGACUCAAUCUCCAGACGAAACGCUGAAUUGGAGUCAUACGAGUCCCCUGAUCGUUAUGAUGGAUACUCGUGGAAUCAUGAGUAUGAUCAUCAACCUAGCUCUGUGCAAAAAAUAUUGGACGCUUAUGAUUCCCUCCUUCUUUGCGUCUGGUUGGGAUACUCUAUCGUGAGCAGGACUCAUAGAGGUUUGCUUGGGGUUGGCCACACAGCCAGAUAG